This is a messenger RNA of Funneliformis geosporum, 1404 nucleotides long. NCBI's taxonomy places the organism in Eukaryota, Fungi, Glomeromycota, Glomeromycetes, Glomerales, Glomeraceae. The record is from the annotation of a GenBank genome assembly.
AUGUCAAAUGAUAAAGGGUCAUUGGAUUAUCUUCCAAUCUAUUCAUUUCUCUUUAUGAAUGAAAAAGGCUCUAGCUUAUAUAACGCUUAUGACCAAACCGUGAUUGACAUAGAUGCUUCACAAGAAGAUAUAGAAACAACUGAUAUUAAGAUACAAGAAGUAUUCUUUCGAAUCUGCCUAUCUUUUAUAAGAGUCUUGUAUCAAAUUCUUGAUUGUAGCUGGGAGAAAAUUCUCAAUGGUUUAGUAAUCGCUAUAUCAUCAGAUCCUAACAAAAUUCAACCACCUACUAGUUUGGGACUUGAAGUAAGACCUCAGAUGCUUAGAUUUGAAAAAAAUAAUAAUCCACUAAGAAUAAUCGAAUUAGACUAUCAAAGAAAAGGACUCAGAAAACUUCAUAUAUUUCAACUGGAAAGAAAAAUUAGACAAGAAAAUAAAAAUUCUUCACAAUCAUCUCACAAGGUUAAGUAUAAUAAACCCCUUACAGCAACAAAAACAUAUGAGAAGAGGUAUAUAAAAUCAUUAUCUAAUGAAGGUGAUAUUUAUGUUGGAUCACUUUGGAAAAUAGGAAAAAUAUAUGUUCUUGAAAAUUUGGCUAUUUCUGAUAAUGUAAAUUUGCUUGUAUUAUCUACGCGUCACUCUUACUUGAAUACUAUUACUACAAGACUUAAUCUUAAAUCAUAUUGCGAUAUUAAUGGUAAUAUAAAUCUACUUGAUCAUAAGAGAGUAAUAUGUCAGAUAGAGAAUCUACAUCGCACUCAGGCACAAAGUCAUUUAGUAGGGCAAUCAAUAGAGAAACUGUAUAAACUAAUUCAAGAAGUGAGAUGCAUUAUUAUUAUGGAUAAUAAUUUUACUGAUCUUAAUAUCAAAUGGAUUAAGACCUUUCGUAAGGAUAAAUUAUUCUCUAUUAUCCACUAUACUUAUCAACCUCAAAAAGGUAAAAUAUUCUACUUGACUCUUAAUAAAGAGAUAGUAUUAACUGAACUUUGGGAUUGGGCUAAGCAGAUGUCUUCAUUACCUUUUGAGAAUCGUAAAAAUGCAUCACUUAUUUGCCAUCUUAGAAAAGAUCUACAAGGAAUUGUUUAUGCUCUCAAGACUGAAUUUCCAGAACUAAGGAUCAAGGAAUAUCACAGUAAAUCUAAUCUAAUAGAAAAAGUUCAAGAUUUCAGCAACGUAGAAGAAUCAUGGAAAGGCAUUGACCUAGUUGCUUAUACCACAGGUAUAGUAGUUUCUAUUAUAGAAUUCAUUCCAAAACUUGAAGAUACUACGAUAUUGCUAUCCCAAACAGUGAAGGUGAGUUCUUCUAUUGUUAAAGCAGAGAAGAUAUCAGAUAUAUCUAAUGCUUUUAUUGUUAACUAUGAGACUGCUGAAUUAUUGGAGAAUAAACUAAAGAAAACUUUAGAAUAG